This is a messenger RNA of Vicia villosa (hairy vetch), 984 nucleotides long. RefSeq lists its product as uncharacterized. The coding region runs from base 1 to 984 and encodes 327 amino acids. The record is from RefSeq and is a predicted model, not a curated record. Lineage: Eukaryota; Viridiplantae; Streptophyta; Magnoliopsida; Fabales; Fabaceae. The transcript has a single exon.
AUGACUCUCGUUGGUGGAGAGACAUUGUUCUUAAUGAUAUUAAAGAGGACGAUUUGGGUGAAGGUUUCGCCGAAUGGAUUAAAUGCGACUUUAAAGAAAGGUAAUCACAUCCUCUUUUGGUAUAGUUGUUGGUUGGUUGAACAACCACUCCGUGUUGUCCUCCCUCAUUUGUUCGAGCGAACAACCAACAAACUUAGUGUGGUGAGUGAUCUCUUUAUUGUUAAUAAUGGUGAAAUCACGUGGAACUUGGAAGACAUUUUCGGUGUGGAUGUUUUGAACUCUUUGGUACCGAUGGCUCACACCUCCAACCCUUCAACAACGGUCACGGUUAUUAGUGAGGAGCUUAGGGACUUGAAAGUGCUUCUUCAAGGGAUGGUGCCGGACCCUUCGGAAAAGGAUGAUUUUCAUUGGAAUCUAACUUCUAACGGAGUUUUCACGGUGUCUAGUGUGUCGCACUUGGUUGCUAACGCAAAGGAUAUAGCUUGGACAACUUCCAUCAUCAAGAUGUUGGACGUCAUUUGGAAGACAAACAUUCCGGCAAAGACCAAGAUUUUCUCUUGGAGAUUUCUCAUCAAUAGACUACCUUUAAAAGAUCAACUUGCCAAUAGAGGUGUGUCUUCUCUUACAUCUAUAGAUUGCCCUUUUUGUGCUAGCCACCCGGAAUCUUUGGACCAUCUUUUUUUCAAUUGCCAUGUCACAAAGGAGGUGUGGAAUAGAAUCUAUAUGUGGUUGGGUAAUGAUGUGAUUCUUUCUAUGGAGGAUUUCAAGAGUUUUGGGAGUAUACAAGAAAAGGUGAGAAACACCAACGUUAAAGUUAUCCUAAACACGAUAUGGAUAGCUCUAAUUUGGUGCAUUUGGAAAAUGAGAAAUACAAUCAUUUUUGAUAACGACACCUUUUGCUUCGACGAGGUGAUAUCAAACAUAUUGUAUUUUUCAUGGAGAUGGAUUAGUAGUAAGGAGCUUCCAAGUAGACUUAAUUUUUAA